This is a messenger RNA of Psylliodes chrysocephalus, 1059 nucleotides long. NCBI's taxonomy places the organism in Eukaryota, Metazoa, Arthropoda, Insecta, Coleoptera, Chrysomelidae. The record is from the annotation of a GenBank genome assembly.
UUGGACUUAUUGAAGUGACAUCUGCUACUGCUCAAUCAUUAUUUAAUGCAGUAGUACAAUUAUUAAAUUAUAAUAAAAUACCAUUACAAAAUAUGAUUGGCUUUGCUGGAGAUAAUGCAUCAGUCAUGAUGGGGAAGAAAGCUGGUGUCCAGGCUAAAUUUAGGGAAUUAAAUGAAGAUAUUUUUGUAUUGGGAUGUAUAUGCCACUCUGCAUUUGGGUUCUUCUGCUGCAUGUACUAAAUUACCUAAAUCAGUUGAAGAAUUUGUCAGAAAUUUGUAUAAUCAUUUUUCCAACAGUUCCAGAAGAAUAGAUGAGUUUGAGGAAUACCAAAAGUUCUUGCAGUUUAAACCUCACAAAUUGCUACGACCAGCUCAGACUAGAUGGCCGUCUUUACAAAUACACACUCUUUACACCAAGUUCACUAGCAUCUACAGAAGCAUUUUAAAAAUUUUUGUCAAACGCACUAUCUUAGGAUUAUUUGCCCAACCAAUCCUGAAAUUUAUUUAGAUACCAAAGAAAUCUAUAUGGGGGCAAGAGUUGCUUUAUUUUAAAGUGAAAACAAUAUUAACUGUAAAGAAGUUGAAAAAUUUAGAGUAAAUGUUCUAUCAUUUUAUGUAGAGUUAAGUAGCCAAAUUCGAAAAAGAUUUAACUUUAAUGAUGGCUUAUUAAUUUUUUUAUCAAACUUUCAACCAAAAAAUGCGUUAAGUGGCGAUGUAGCCACUAUUGUUGUCGAAGCCAAAAGGUUUAUUCCAAAAGCUGUUUUUGACUGUGAAAAAUUAGAUAAUGAAUGGAGGCUGCUGCCAGAGAUAGCUGAUUUAAAAAAAAAAGAAAAUCUUCCACACAACGAAUUUUGGAUUGAAGUAUUCAAAUCAAAAAAUGGAUUGGACUGUGAAAUGUGCCCAAAUUUAAAAAGACUGGUUAGGGCCGUAUUGUGUCUUCCACAUUCUUCUGCCUGUGCAGAAAGAAUAUUUUCCAAACUAAAUUUGAUUAAAACUGAUUUAAGAAAUCGUCUUAAUGUAGCAACAUGUAAUGCGAUUAUGUUGUCAUGUGAGUUAUUAA